Penicillium mononematosum is the source of this 336-nucleotide messenger RNA. RefSeq lists its product as uncharacterized. The transcript has 3 exons. NCBI's taxonomy places the organism in Eukaryota, Fungi, Ascomycota, Eurotiomycetes, Eurotiales, Aspergillaceae. The coding region runs from base 1 to 336 and encodes 111 amino acids. The record is from RefSeq and is a predicted model, not a curated record.
AUGCAACGAUAUAUCGUGAGGCCUUCUACCUCUUACGUCCCUAGGCUGACUCGAGCUUUCGCACAAAAGGUCCAGUCUAGAAAUGAUGGUGAUCAGAAAUUUAAUGUCAGUGCGACAUUCCCAGAUGACUUCGAGGACUCGCCUUUGAAGUCCGAGAUCCUUGAGAGGCGAAACCGAAAUCGGGGGAUUGACGACUCGUAUCACCCUACAAUGGACGAGAUCAUCGAAAGUCUUCGAGGAAAACCGCCUCCCGAGGGCGCGAAGAAAGCCAAGUCCGCGCAGACGAAGCAGGAUCCUGUUCGAGAGGAGCGAGAGCCUGAGAUUGAUGAAAUGUGA